UUACGAGUUCUGUUAAGUUGUCCUCAAAUGUUUCACAUACUGAGUAGGUAGGUAUUUACUUUGCAUUGUCUCGAUCAGUGACUAAACACUUACUAAUUUGCUACGGAGAUGUUUAUCAAUAAAUAAUAUUUUUUAAAGGACACUCCAAAACUCAAUAGAAUCACACACAGUACAAGUAGGUACGUAUAGAUCCAAUAUAUCCAUGGGUGCGUAUUCUUCAUGGAACUUUUUAUUUCUACGUCAAGUAAUUAGCUUGCUUUCCUUGUGCAACAGACAGCAUUAUUUUCCUUUUAUCACUAUACCUAAGGAAAACUUGUGGUAUAGUUACACGCAUUCACAAUCAGGUUAGUCUUGCCAACGAUGCGUGUGUUACAACUGCUAGCACUCCUUGGGCUUGCCCUGCAAGUGUUUGGUGAAGAUUUCGUGGUAGUCAACACUUCUAAAGGACAGAUUAAAGGUCGCGAUGAAGGCUCUUACAAUACCUUCUUUGGGAUUCCGUACGCUAGAGUGGAUGAGGAGAAACCGUUUGGGGUUUCUUCGCCCUACCCACACUUCACAGAGCCAUUCGAAGCUACCGACUCUACCAUAAACUGCCCCCAGGUAAACCUCGCACAUAGUAGCAUCCAAUGCCUCCGCCUCAACAUUUAUGUCCCUAAAAAGACAGACAAAAAACUGCCAGUCAUGGUCUGGAUCCAUGGAGGGAGCUUCAUUUUUGGCAGUGCCGGCAUCUACGGAGGCCAGUAUUUGGUGCAACACGAUAUCAUAGUGGUAACAAUAAAUUACAGACUUGGUCCAUAUGGAUUCCUAUGCUUGAAUGACCCAGAAGUUCCUGGCAACCAGGGUUUGAAAGACCAAGUGGAUGCACUGAAGUGGGUUCAGCAAAAUAUCGAAGCGUUCGGAGGAGACCCUAGGAAGGUGACUGUUGCUGGCGAGAGCUACGGCGGAGGCUCUGUAGAUCUGUACAUGUAUUUGAACACACGAAAGUUAUUUGACAAAGCAGUUGUGCAAAGUGGCACUGCUCAAGCUGACGCUAUGUUUUUGAAGCCAGAUUACAGGGCGGCGAUUAAACUGGCUGCAUUAUUUAAUUACACAGCUAGUAAUACUAAGGAUGCUCUAAAAUUCCUUGCACAAAAAGACCCUCUCGAGUUGAUGAAAGAAUUCAACUCCUCUGGCAUGUUGCUUAGGGCCUGCAAGGAAAAGAAAUUCAAAGGAGUACAAAGCUUGGUUACUGACAAUCCUUUACAUCUGUGCAAACCAAAAAAGGUAAAAGACACACCUGUGCUCUUUGGAUACAAUAGUAAAGAAGCAUUCAAUAUAAUUGCGAACCAAACUGAUGAUUUUUUUGCAAGUAAUAAGGAUGUGUUUAUAAAGGAACUAAAUAGAACUUUCAACUUUAAUAGGAAAGAGUUGCUGCAGAUAGCAAGUAUUGUGAAGAAGUUUUAUAUGGGAAGCAAAGCAGUUGGACAAGAUACUAAACUGGCUUUGGGUGAUUUUUGGGCUGAUUUCCGUUUAACACAUGCAACUGAAGCAUCUGUGACAAGGCUAGUGGACCAGGGCGCUAAAGUGUAUAAGUACGUUUUCUCUUACAUUGGAAAUAGUAAGUUUAAGAAUAUACCUGGAGUUGGAGUAUACCAUACUGAGGAACUGCAGUAUUUGUUUGAGUUGGGGGAAGAAUUCGGUUUUGACCCCUUAGUGGAGCCUGAACAAAUACAGAUGAGGGAAAGGAUGACCACAAUGUGGGCGAAUUUUGUGAAACACGGGAACCCCACUCCAGAGACAUCGGAUCUCCUGCCAGUGCGAUGGGAGAGGGUGCCCAAGGACUCCAGACCCUACUUGAACAUAGAUGUGACGAUGGAAAUGUUCGAAGACGUGUACCAUGACAGGGUAGCAUUCUGGGACCUGCUGUGGCACAACUAUUGGAGAAAAUCCAAAAUUUUAUCGUAAAGAUACAAAUUGAUGAGAAUAUUAUGUUGCAAAAUAAGUAUCUAAAUCUAAAUUUUUUAU
Ostrinia nubilalis (European corn borer) is the source of this 2004-nucleotide messenger RNA. RefSeq names its product carboxylesterase 5A-like. NCBI's taxonomy places the organism in Eukaryota, Metazoa, Arthropoda, Insecta, Lepidoptera, Crambidae. The record is from RefSeq and is a predicted model, not a curated record. The coding region runs from base 361 to 1944 and encodes 527 amino acids. The transcript is spliced from 3 exons.